AAAGACUGAGAAACCUAGAGGCUAGAGAACGAUCAGAGAUCCCCUUUCGGUCCCAAUCUAACGACCAGAAGAAUCAUCAUACAUCACCAUGCUUGGAUCUCCAACAUUGAGAGUAUGAUGGGAAACGAAAAGGACCAAACAUUCUCAGACUUCCCUUACGAUCUCUUACAACUAGUAGUUUCCCAUCUUCCAUUGAAAGACAACAUCCGCGCUUCUACUGUCUCCAAAACAUGGCAACAAGCUUGUCUUUCCGUUAGAGUCCCAGACAGACCUCCUUGGCUCAUCUACUUUUCGAAAACAGAGGAAUCAUCAUCAUGUGAACUCUAUGACCCAUCGAUGCAGAGAAGGUACUAUCUCUCGUUUCCCGAGCUCUCCGGUUCUCGUGUGUGUCACUCCAAUGAAGGUUGGUUGCUCAUGUACAACCCCAACUCGUUUCAUCUCUUCUUCUUCAACCCGUUUGCUCGUGAUCUCAUCCCCUUGCCACCGCUUUGGAUGGCUUACGAUCAGAGAAUGGCUUUCUCUUGCGCUCCAACAUCAACUGCUUGUCUCUUGUUCACAGUCGCGAACGUAAACGUGGAGAACAACAACAUCACCGUCAAGACAUGUUGUCCUAAUAAUGAUAAAGAGUGGAACACGUUCGUGUUCCGUAAUCAGUUACCGGUUAGUAGUACUUUCGAGCAGAUUGUUUUCUCCAACGGUGUCUUCUACUGCCUCACAAACAGUGGCCACUUAUCCAUCUUUGACCCGUCUUUGAGUUCUUGGAACGUUCUUAUCUCCGGACUACCUCUUAGACAUCACGGAAGCAACGGAUGUUUCAUGACACAGCACCAAGGAGAGAUCUAUCUCGUAUACAUGUACAGCCACAAGAACCCAACAGUGCUUAGACUUGAUCCUACAAGCUGUGAAUGGACUGAGAGGAAAACACUGGGAGGCUUGACGAUUUACGCUAGUGCUUUGUCUUCUGAAACGAGAGCUGAGCAGAAGGAGCCGAGUGGAGGAGUAAGGAACUGUUUGUGUCUCCCUGUGUUCCAUGGGUUCAAGAGGACUUGCAUAUACUAUAAGGUGGAUGAAGAGAGUGUGGUUUCAUUGAAGUGGAAAAAGUCUGAUCCGUAUGGGAAUAUUUGGAUCAUGCCACCACUCAACCCUGUACUUAAUCAACUUCUCUAGUAAUAUUCAAGGACAUGUACAAUAUACUUUUUUAAUAUAUUUUCUUUUUGUCAAACUGCCCAUAUGAUUAAACCAAGUUUUGACAGAUAGAUAUGUCAUUCUGAAGAGAAGAGAUGAAACCAGAUUCAGUAUAGUAUAUACUUAUUUACACAUACUGAAAAUGGAAUGACUCAUAAGCUUGUAAUAGUUAAAAACAAACUCUGUAUUUCUGGUCUCACACUCAUAAGCUGAUUAACAAUGUUGCAUCCUAAAUCAUAAAAGAAAAGAAAAAUAGAAAUCAAACAAACAAACAAACCAAAACAAAUCAGAAAUGGAAAACCAUAUCAAACUGAUGAACUGGUAAAAGAAGAAGGGAAAAA
Molecule: messenger RNA, 1526 nt
Organism: Raphanus sativus (radish)
Lineage: Eukaryota; Viridiplantae; Streptophyta; Magnoliopsida; Brassicales; Brassicaceae
Product: F-box protein At3g56470
Exons: 2
Coding region: 115-1167 (350 amino acids)
Molecular function (GO): protein binding
Source: RefSeq, a predicted model, not a curated record